Molecule: messenger RNA, 4152 nt
Organism: Numida meleagris (helmeted guineafowl)
Lineage: Eukaryota; Metazoa; Chordata; Aves; Galliformes; Numididae
Gene: MAU2
Product: MAU2 sister chromatid cohesion factor
Biological process (GO): mitotic sister chromatid cohesion; maintenance of mitotic sister chromatid cohesion
Cellular component (GO): chromatin; SMC loading complex
Molecular function (GO): double-stranded DNA binding; protein binding
Source: RefSeq, a predicted model, not a curated record
AACUCAGUGGACACGGCGAAGCCUCUGUUACGCAAGGCCAUCCAGAUCUCUCAGCAGACUCCAUACUGGCACUGUCGGCUGCUUUUCCAACUUGCACAACUACACACUCUUGAAAAAGAUUUGGUAUCUGCAUGUGACCUCCUGGGAGUGGGAGCAGAGUACGCUCGGGUGGUGGGGUCAGAGUAUACCAGAGCACUGUUCCUGCUAAGCAAGGGAAUGCUCCUUCUGAUGGAACGGAAGCUGCAGGAGGUGCACCCCCUCCUUACCCUGUGCGGACAGAUAGUUGAAAAUUGGCAAGGAAACCCCAUCCAGAAGGAGUCGUUGCGUGUGUUCUUCUUAGUCCUGCAGGUCACACAUUACCUGGAUGCCGGGCAGGUGAAGAGUGUGAAGCCGUGUCUGAAGCAGCUUCAGCAGUGCAUUCAGACCAUAUCCACGCUACAUGAUGAUGAGAUCCUGCCCAGCAACCCCGCGGAUCUCUUUCACUGGCUGCCCAAGGAACACAUGUGUGUGCUUGUCUACUUGGUGACAGUGAUGCAUUCCAUGCAAGCAGGGUACCUGGAGAAGGCUCAGAAGUACACAGACAAAGCACUCAUGCAGCUAGAGAAGCUAAAAAUGUUGGACUGCAGUCCUAUCUUGUCAUCUUUCCAAGUUAUUUUGUUGGAACACAUUAUCAUGUGUCGGCUUGUCACAGGACACAAAGCCACAGCGUUGCAGGAGAUCUCACAAGUCUGCCAGCUGUGCCAGCAGUCUCCCAGGCUGUUUUCUAAUCACGCUGCCCAGCUGCACACUCUGUUAGGGCUCUACUGCAUUUCUGUUAAUUGCAUGGACAAUGCAGAAGCACAGUUUACCACGGCACUGAGGCUCACUACACACCAAGAGCUGUGGGCAUUCAUUGUGACAAACCUGGCCAGUGUGUACAUCAGGGAAGGCAACCGGCACCAGGAGCUUUACAGCUUAUUGGAAAGGAUAAAUCCAGACCACAAUUUUCCCGUGAGCUCGCACUGUCUUCGAGCGGCAGCUUUCUAUAUCCGAGGUCUGUUCUCCUUCUUCCAAGGAAGAUACAACGAGGCAAAGAGGUUUUUGCGAGAGACGCUGAAGAUGUCAAAUGCAGAAGAUUUGAAUCGAUUAACAGCAUGUUCUCUGGUGCUCCUGGGUCAUAUAUUCUACGUGUUAGGGAAUCACAGGGAAAGUAAUAACAUGGUAGUGCCAGCCAUGCAGCUUGCAAGCAAGAUCCCGGAUAUGUCUGUGCAGCUGUGGUCUUCAGCUCUGCUGAGAGACCUGAACAAAGCCUGUGGAAAUGCGAUGGAUGCACACGAGGCAGCACAGAUGCAUCAGAACUUCUCCCAGCAGCUCCUCCAGGACCACAUCGAAGCGUGCAGUCUUCCAGAACACAAUUUAAUCACGUGGACAGAUGGACCACCUCCCGUACAGUUCCAGGCACAGAACGGACCCACCACCAGCCUGGCCAGUCUCCUGUGAAACAGAAUCAGGACAGUGUGUUUAAAAAAGAAUCCAACAAAAAGCCAAAAAGAAAAGAAAAGGAAAAAAAAAAAAAAAGAAAGGAGAAAAACUCAUUGCAAAAUCUUUUCUUCAAAGAAAAGGCAGCAAAUUCCUCUUCUAACGAGGGCCUUGUAGGAAACCGAUUGCAUAAAGACAACAUACAUUUCAUAGACUUGCAAAGUGAGAAGGGCAUUUUAAGCUACUUUUACAUAACGUGUGUGAAUAUACAGCUAGCGUGUAUAUACCUACUGGUUUUAAUCUGUUUCCCUCUUACUGAGAAGUAAGGUUUAGUCCAAAGGACGCUUGUUCCUUCAGUUGUUAGAGACUUGUUUUUUAAAAUUUGUCACAGAAAGUUGAGAGGACUUGCACAGUUUGGAAUACUGGGCGUAUUCUAAGUACUUCAGCCUUCCCCGAGUUACGAUGCAUGCCAGCUCUAACAUCUUCUGUGCCCUUCCACUCCUGGGAACAACGGGAUUCAAUCCUGACUGGUUGUAGGGUGCCCUGAGUUCUGCAUUCAGCUUCUGAGGUGAAAUUAUUGUGUGCGAGUCGCCUUGCAGUGAAGGCAGUGCUGAGGGCGGCGGGGUCUGGGUUUUAGUUCCUUGGGACGAGCAGAGGGGCAGAUCCCACAGCCUGAGCUGCCAGCCUGGGCCACUGCCACUGCUUUGUCAGGGUCUUCCUUCCACGUCCCUGCUCUGCUGGUUCCCACAGGGUGAGGCGGAACCACAGCUCUCUCCAUCUCCGCUGCUUCAUAGUGGUUUGUAGAGGAGGAGGAAGUUUCUUCUCAUUUUGGCCCAGCAGCUGGGAAACAGCAUUUUGCAUCCUGCAGCCUCACCAAGGCAAGGCAGCACCUGUGCCUUAACGAUUUCUACCAAUGAUUGCAGUGAGGGUUCAGCUCAGCAAGGUGGUUUAAAGCUGGUUCCCGCAGAAGCAAAAGGGCUGCACUUAGCAAAAAAAGUAUUUCUGUGUUAGCUUCCCUGUUUUAUCUCCCUCUUUUGAGCUCUUUGGUCUCCCCGUGCCUCCGCAGCUGUCCUGAAGCAGGAUCAGCGUGGCCCAAAUUCCUCCUGUAGGAAACAGUACAGAAGUUGUCAAUGCCAAUGCAUCAGUAGCUUUACAGCAAGGAGCCGUGCCAGGCUGCUGCAGUGCGCUGUAACCUUACACAGUUCCGGGGGUCAAAUAAAGGUAUAUUUUUUUUUUCCUCUCCUGGUAGCUCUGCAUAUUUAUCUCCCAGUUUGAAAAGGGAAGGGGAAAGGAAUCUGUUAGCUCAGUUGCUUUGGUUGGUCUUUGUGCUUUUGUGGAGAGAGAGGAGGCGAGUCUUUUAGAGGAAAUAUUUGACCCCUCAGACACGUACAAUUCAUUGUAGGAGGAAGGCUGUGAAACCUGUCUCUCAUGGGCCUCCUUUUUGAAAACCCUUUCCCCUGUCAAGUGAACGCAGAUGCAUUUUGUGAUUCAAAGCCCUCAGCUUUGACCACUGAAUGACAUGAAAGGGACUCCUCCUCAUCCCCACACUGGGGUUUUAUGCUCGUCCUACUGGCCGCGCAGGGGCGAGUCAGAUCCUGUUUUCAGACAGUUCCUUCUGCAGAAGCCGUGUGUAUUUUAGGCCUAUGGAAAACGUGCCCUCGGUGUCGCUGUAAGGAGAGUAUUAGCGGGGCUGCAAGAAGAAAGUUCAGUGCCAUUUUGAAGUCUGUUUUAUUCCCUAAAAACUCCGCCAGGAAGGGAAGCGGUGAGGUCUGUUGGCUGCAGGGAUGGGCUGGGCACAGGGAGAGUCCGUGCAGAUGGAAGCUGCUGCUGCUGCUCCCCGUGCUGUUGUUUGGGAUGGAGCGUUCCCUGCCAGGUGUGAGGAAUGGCUGCAGCUGUGCAGAUCAGCACUCGUGUGCUUUCACAUCUCCCGCAGUCUCAUUCAGACGCCACAAACUCUCUUUUUUCAGUCUGCCAUCCAACCCGAGGCUGUUGCUUACCUGAUACACGCCCAUGGCAACUGCAAUAAGUGGCUUUAAAAGUUGGCCAGAAAAGUGCUGCUUCUAUAAGGCAAUAUUUUAAAAAAAAAAUGACCCCAGCUGCAGAGAGCUGUGGUUUGGGCUGAAGUCAAGAAAAGAUUUUGCAGCAGGAAGGGUCCCCCCGGUGCCACGCGGGCGCUGCAUCUCCUGCCCUCACCCUCCUGCUCCGGGGGCUGCGUCGCUGAGGACUGCGUGCCAGGAGAACGUUUGCAGCGGCACGAACCAAACUGCUGGCAGCUCCAAUCCCUGCCGCUGCGCUCAGGAGGGAAGGGAGGCCCGGAGGGAGCUCCUGCCAGCAGCACGCUCGGGUUUUCAGCACCAAGUUUUCAGCGUGGUUGAAUUUGUCCCAUCGGGAGGAAGGACGUGGGACGCCCGGUCUGCAGCACGCCAGCUUCGCCCGCUCUUUGCUUCCCUGCAGAAUGGAACCCGGGGCGCAGCAGCAGCUGAACUGAGGCCCUGCCCCAUCACACAAUAUCAAAGCUCGUGUAAAUUUGGAAAUAAUAAUCUCGGUGAUUUUCUAUCUCUGAAAUUCAAGUGUACAUUUGUUACAAUGUACAGUGCUUUUUAACUACACUUGUAUAUUAAAUUAUUUAAUAGUUUUUGCUUUUCAGUAUCUUUUGUAUGUAGCAGAGAUUAAAGCAAGGACCUCGUGACUGAA